Messenger RNA from Capsicum annuum, 492 nucleotides. RefSeq names its product protein SOB FIVE-LIKE 4-like. Gene Ontology annotation, biological process: cytokinin biosynthetic process. The record is from RefSeq and is a predicted model, not a curated record. The coding region runs from base 1 to 492 and encodes 163 amino acids. The transcript has a single exon. NCBI's taxonomy places the organism in Eukaryota, Viridiplantae, Streptophyta, Magnoliopsida, Solanales, Solanaceae.
AUGGAUUCUAAUCAUUCCAAAUUCUUUGGAGAAGUUGAAGAAUGUAACAGCAGUGAAUCAGGCUGGACAAUGUACAUUGGUUCUCCUUCGACUGGUGAUUGUGAGCUAGACAUUGGAGAUUAUUUUGAUGAUGAAUUAGAAGACAAUAAUUAUAACAAAGAAGGCCGCGUUAAUCAAGACGAUGAUGAGGAUGGUGAUGAUACUGAUGAUUCAAUGGCCUCUGAUGCAUCUUCAGGUCCAGUUAGUCAAUUUUCAAGAAAUGGGAAGAGUGGUGUUGUAGGUAUGGUUAAUUUCAAGAAUCAAAAGGAAAAAGGUAAGGAAAAAGAUUGCAGUUUUACUAACAAAAAAGCUAAUAGUUCAAUGAAGAAUGGUUACAAGAAUGAUCAAGACAAGGUAAAAGAGUGUUUCUACGCUUCAAAAGGAACUAAAGGUGCUUCCAAUGGUGGUGGUAAUAAGGUUAGGAAAAGUAUUUGGAUGGGCAAAGGGAAGUAG